Molecule: messenger RNA, 1016 nt
Organism: Rhopalosiphum maidis (corn leaf aphid)
Lineage: Eukaryota; Metazoa; Arthropoda; Insecta; Hemiptera; Aphididae
Product: protein obstructor-E
Exons: 5
Coding region: 129-821 (230 amino acids)
Cellular component (GO): extracellular region
Molecular function (GO): chitin binding
Source: RefSeq, a predicted model, not a curated record
UUAUUAUUCUUUUUUCAUUAUUAUUAUAUUUUACGUACAACGCGUACAGUGCACCAGAAGCCGCCGAUUGUCUGACAGGUCGGAUUUGUAAACACGCAUAGGUAAAUACCACACAGACCGCCGCUACAAUGAACGUCUUUUGGACGUUUUCCGCAGUGCUCCUGCUCAAAGCAACAGUGAUCCAGUGCCAGGACUACAGCGCGGAAAGAUCGUCGCAGUGUCCGGAACAACAUGGUGAACAGACGUAUGCCCACCCCGAUUAUUGCGAUCAAUUUUACCUGUGCACGAACGGCACGCUGACACUGGAACAGUGCGGCAACGGUCUGCUGUAUGACGGCAAAGGCGCCGCCUACCACCACUGCAACUACCACUGGGCCGUCGACUGUGGCAAUCGCAAAGCCGAACUUGUGCCGAUCAGUUCUCCCGGAUGUGAAUACCAGUUCGGCCUGUUCUCGGACGGUUCCUCUUGCAGCACCAACUACGUUAAAUGUGAACACGGAUCGCCAUACUCGCUACCCUGCGAACCUGGCCUGGCUUACGACGACAGGAUCAAGAAGUGCAACUGGCCCGAUGAGCUCGUUGACGUGGGAUGCAACCCAGCAGACAUAAUUGGAUUCAGCUGCCCAGAUAAAGUGGACCCACACUCGGUGUCGGCCAAAUUCGAACCGUACCCGAGGUUUGCCCUCCCCGGAGACGCACACAGGCUCAUCACAUGCGUGCACGGACAUCCAAGGUUGAUAAGUUGCGGUGAGGACAGUGUAGUAGAUGAAUCGUCACUGACAUGCGUCGAGAAAGGGUCUCAUUACAGAAAGAGAAAGUAGAUCAUAUCGUUAAUCCAUUUGUGCCAUGUUUUAAGUGUACAUUUUCGCAUAAAAACCAUAUUGUACAAACCAUUGAAUGACAUUAGCACUGUGGCAUCGUUACAUGAAAACAUAUAAAAAAUAAUUUUUCUGGGCUUGUUAUUUAUACCAAAUUAAUAGUUAUAUAAAAAAAAAUUAAAAAAAGUUUCCAAUCAA